AACUUCAUUAAAUAACUCUGUAACUCUUUGUUACAUAACAGAAAACAAAGAGGCAAAUGACAGAAUAGUUAAUUAUGUAUUAUUUGACAUAUAGCAUUGAUAGUUAACUUUAUUAAAAUGUGUAUUGUCAUGUAUAAUUAAGUACAUCUGGGACUUUUUUCAUGUGUACAAUCUCUACACAAAGAUGAAAAGGUUUUAUAAUUUGCAACUGAACUUGGAAAUGUUUUAUGUUUUACCUGUUUUACCUGAACAUGUAAGUAUUUGUUGACAUUUUGUACAGAACGGUACACGUAAACUACACAAUCAUCACAUCAUAUCUGUCAUGUUUACUGUUUCUGUUUCUUGAUUGUAUUGUUUUACCUGAACAUGUAAGUAUUUGUGGACAUUCUGAAGCAAUACAUGCCAUGUUUUCUUUUAUCAGACAUUAGUGUCAUUACAUCUGCACUGUUAAUCUACAAUAAUCCAUAUUUCUUUCAUUUAUUUUCAUUUUAUGUAAAAUAAAAUAAAAUAAAAUAAGAAAAGUGGCAUGGAUUCCUUUAUCAUGGUCUUUCGAACAGCAAUUACAAUGUUUGUGUUGCUCAACAGGUUUGGCAGUUAUAAGGUAUCUGGGGCAUGCAAUGGGCAGGCGCGCUGGAAGGUAUUUUGAGUAGGAGAGCUGAGCUAGGGGGUACUGCAGCACCCUCAGCACCUCCCUUCCUGCGCCACUGGCAAUGGGUUUCACAUUUGAGCUUUUGCAGUACAAGAAACAUAUCCCAAGUAGAGGCUGAACCAGUCUGUGCUUCUUGCAGUUUCGACAAGAACUGGCAAUCUUUUAUUAUUCAAAAUGGAGAAUGUUAUGAAGGAAGAUUUCGAGAAAUCACCGAAAGAACUUGAAUUUCAGGAAGCACAGCGUGUCUCUGUUCAGUCUCAGACUGCUCUGAAGGUCUUUGACCAUUUCAUGGUGGACAUUGCCAUAAUGGGAGAGUCAGGGGUGGGGAAAUCCUCCUUGGUAAAUGUCCUGCUUGGAUUUAGUCCUGAAUGUGAAGAAGGGGCGCCCACUGGAGUAGUAGAGACCACAAUGACACCAACCAUGUACCCUCAUCCCAAACACCCCUAUGUCAGACUUUGGGACCUUCCAGGAAUGGGAACACCUUCAUUCAAGUCUAAGAAUUACAUCAAGAAAAUGAACAUGGACCUUUAUGAUCUGUUUGUCAUUGUGUUUUCUGACAGGACGAAAGAGAACUGCAUGUAUCUCGUGGACGAGAUCUUGAGAAGACACAGGCCCUUCUACCUUGUGAGGUCUAAGGUUGACAACGACUUGUUGUCUGAGAGCAGGAAGUGUGACUUCACAGCACCUUCUGUCUUGAACCGGAUGAGGAGGGACUGUCUGUUUCACCUCCAGGCCAAAGUAAAGGAUCCCAGAGUGUUCCUGGUAUCCACCCAUGGGGCCAAUGAGUAUGAUCUUCAGCAGUUGAUGGAAACACUAGAGGGAGACCUACCGUUGCUUCGGAAAAAAGCUUUUGGUGAUUUCUUGGAAGACGUCUCUCAAAGGCCUUACACAUUAUUCAAGUGUAUAAAGCUUCCUGCAGUCAAGAGAGAGAAAAUCAGAAGAGGAGAUGUGGAGCAGAUCAGGGCAGUGUUCAGGCCCUGGGACCUCUCCAACAGAUCAGCAAGGGAGACAAUUCUAAACCAUGUUGUUGCUCUAGAGUCAACAAGAAUAGUUUGACUUGUACUGUAUGUAUGACUGCACUGGUCGUUUGAUGGAUUGAGGAUAUUCUUUAAAAUACAGUAUAUAUAUAAUUUUUUUAUACUACUAUAUUGGUCAUUCUUAAAUUAGGCAGUUUCAUGAAUGUAUCAGACAAUACUAUUAUAAUGUGUCGAACUGGAGUAACAAGGAAAGAGAUGGGUGUAAAUACAUUUGAAAAUGUUUUUUUUUUCUGAAAAAAUAAAUGCAGACAUAAACUGAGUC
Molecule: messenger RNA, 1948 nt
Organism: Osmerus eperlanus (European smelt)
Lineage: Eukaryota; Metazoa; Chordata; Actinopteri; Osmeriformes; Osmeridae
Product: interferon-inducible GTPase 5-like
Exons: 3
Coding region: 824-1705 (293 amino acids)
Cellular component (GO): membrane
Molecular function (GO): GTP binding
Source: RefSeq, a predicted model, not a curated record